This is a messenger RNA of Coniophora puteana RWD-64-598 SS2, 994 nucleotides long. Its product is annotated as 60S ribosomal protein L19. Gene Ontology annotation, biological process: translation. Bases 24 to 611 code for a protein of 195 amino acids. Gene Ontology annotation, cellular component: ribosome; cytosolic large ribosomal subunit. The record is from RefSeq and is a predicted model, not a curated record. Gene Ontology annotation, molecular function: structural constituent of ribosome; RNA binding. Lineage: Eukaryota; Fungi; Basidiomycota; Agaricomycetes; Boletales; Coniophoraceae. The transcript has 4 exons.
UCGACACUUCAAGGCAUCAAGACAUGGUCAACCUGCGCUCUCAAAAACGGCUCGCCGCAGCCGUCGCUGGCGUUGGCAAGCGCAAAAUAUGGCUCGACCCCGCUGAGCAGGCGGAGAUCGGCAACGCCAACUCCCGUUCGCACGUCAAGAAGCUCAUCAAGGACGGUCGGGUCAUCAUCAAGCCCACCGUCAUCCACUCUCGCGCCCGCACCCGGGACCUCCUUGCCGCCAAACGGAAGGGUCGGCACACUGGUCCCGGUAAGAGGAAGGGUACCGCGGAGGCUCGUAUGCCCACGAAGGUUCAAUGGAUGCGCCGCCAGCGUGUGCUGCGGAGACUUUUGAGGAAGUACAGAGAGGCUGGCAAGAUCGACAAGCACCUGUACCACUCGCUGUACCAAAAAUCGAAGGGUAACGUCUUCAAGAACAAGCGUGUUCUCAUGGAGUACAUCCACAAGGCCAAGGCCGAGAAGAACCGCACCAAGAUCCUCACCGACCAGAUGGAGGCUCGCCGGUCCAAGAACAAGGCUGCUCGGGAACGCCGUGCCCAACGGAUCGCCGAGAAGCGGGCUGCUAUCAUCGCUGUGGAGCACGAGGCACCAGUGCAGCAGUAAAUUACGCAUACGCGUACAGGUCAUGCCUUACCUAUCCAUUUAUUCAUCCGGUCGCCGUUCUGUAUCUCUUAUGCUAUGCAUGCAUGCCUCUACGCUAUACGAUGGUUUUUCAUACGUAACAGUGCAGUGCAUCUGGGUGGCUUCAAGGUGCAGAUAUAUUCAUCAUAUCAGAUGCUCUUCAUGGCCAGCAACUGUUCAUUCCAACGCGAGUCUCUCUGUGGUCAGAAGGCAUAGAACGUGCUUUGGCUCCGCAGCUUUCAUUGAAUGAAGCUUGAAUCGUCAUAUGUUGUGUCCUUUUCCUUGGGUUCUGUCAUCCAGAUUCGGACUGCACGAAGAUUUACGCUACGCAUAUUAAGUACAUGGCAAAUGCAACGAAGGAAAUC